AUGGCCGCGCACGGGAUCGCCCCGAGCCUCCUCGUCUGCAGGCUGAGCCGCCCCAGCUCUCCCGGAAUCCCAGCCAUUUCCCACGCGGUGCCGAGGAGGGGAGGGGAUGCGGGGGGAGGAACGGGGCCGGCGCUCGCAGUGCUGCGACACGGCCGUUUGCGCCGCCCCGUCCUUACCCGGCGGUGGGCACGGACACGGGGGGGGGGGGCGGGAGGGGGCGGGGGGUGUUACCGGAGCUGCAGAAACGACCGCGGGCAGAAGCGCCUAGAAACGAACGGGAAACGUUUAAUCGACGAACGCACAGAGCGACAAACAGAGACACGACCGCGUUCCAAGCCGGCUCCCGUCCAAACGGCGACUGCGCAGGACGGCUCGGUGCCGACCCGGGAGGGACGGGCCUCCGCGCCGCCUUCCCCUGAGCGCCCGGCGUCCCCGAAGCACGGCGCGGGCGGCGGCGAGGACACGGGGCGGUGGAGCGCCGCAGCUCCGCCAGCACCAUCGCCGGGGCCCCGCGGCCGCAGCCGCAGCCGCCAUUGGCGGAGAGGCCGCGCUCGGCCAUUGGUCGUGCCGCGGAACGGGGCGGGCGCCGCGCGCGGGGUCCUUUCGUUCCGCGGUUGCGGCGUCUUUGCGUCAUCGCCGCGCGCAUCCCGGAAGGCCGCGGCCCGGCUGCCCACGCCGAUGCCUGUCGCCGCGCGCCCUCUCCACCGCCCGUCAGCACAGGAGCUGCGGUUCUGGCGGCGGCAGCAGGAACUUAGCGCAGCCCUGCAGAGAGCGGUCCGGCAGCACGGGAAGAAGAAGACGGCCGUGCAGUGCGAGUGCCUCAGCGGUGUCUGCAGCAGGUUUUUACUGCAGGCCUAUCCAGUACCGAGAGCAAACCAGGCAUAUACCGUCAAGGCACUCACUAAACUGAUGUCUGCCUACGGGACACCUCAAGUCAUCGAGAGCGACCAAGGGACUCAUUUUAUGGUGCAACGAUACAGUGCUGGGCAGAAGAAAAUAACAUUGUGGCGUUUCCACCUGCCGUAUAAUCCAACAGGGGCAGGCCUCAUUGAACGUUAUAACGGUAUUCUUAAGGCUGCCCUGAAGACAGACUCCCAGUCCCUGCAGGGGUGGACGAAAAGGCUGUAUGAAACCCUGCAGGAUCUGAAUGAAAGACCUCGAGACGGCAGACCCAGUGCCCUGAGAAUGUUGCAGACGACAUGGGCCACCCCGCUUAGGAUCCAAAUUACGGGCACUGAUCAUCAGGAUAUUUUUGCAGUGUGUGUGACAAAAUAUACACACAUACACCUACAUACAGAGCAUGCGUUCCUGGAAAGGUUCAUCUAGAGGAUAAGUGAUGUAAACUAUCAGAGAUCUUCCCCAAGUUAAUUAGAAGGACUGAGAUGGUAAGCUAAAGAACACAAGAGGUAAGAUGUAAGGGGUCCAUAACAUCGCCUGGUUAUGUUAACUCAAAAGAGGUCACAAGUAGCAUCGCUUUGUUUAAUCUUUUGCUAACCCAAGGGAGAUUUAUUGUUUAGUCUAACCGUUUUGUCAGCCCAGGCGUAUUCUAAUGAAUAUGUAUGGCUUGGCUAAGGAAUGUAUCGAGACCCCACUCUGUGGUGUGCAAGCUAGGAGGAGCGAUCCCCCUGGCACCCGGCGUGUGGAGCAGCACUGAAAUAAACGUAUCUGCUCUUUAACCUUAUGUGGGUUAGAGAGUUUGAUUCUGCAAAUCAGGACUCCCAAAAAGAACUAUGAUAGCAGAGAUCAUGAGAUAAAAAAAUAUAUAUAUUAUUCAAUUCUAAUGCAGAAACAACAUUUGAUUCCCACAGAACCAUGUUAAUCAUUACUCUCAAAGUGUGUAUCUACUAAAAAGCUGCAAUGUUUGAGGCCUGCAAAAUGAUUUGCGUUCGCAGACUGAUCAGUACUUAUCGGUUCCUUCUUAGAAGCACUGUGCUCUCUGCCAACCCAGAUGUUGUGGUUUCGUGAUUUGUUUGUUGUUGUCAGUGUUCCACAUCAGAACAUCACGUGGACCAGCGGGAGUUAACGAGUGAAUGUUCUGGUUCCUUUUGCUGCCUUUUGUGGACUCUUUGAGUGUCCUGAUGGGAAGGGAGGGGGCGGCAUCCCCGGAGGACGUGGAGGGCAGAGAAAGUGGCGGGGAGCUGCGGUCGGGACCCGGAGGUCUGCCCCUCUCCGUCCGGCCUGGCUCAACGUCUCAGCUCGCCGCGGAGAAAGCGCGUGCUUUCGUCGCACUAUCGCGAUUUGACUCUCACUUUUUGAGUCCUGUCUCUCUCGUUUUGUUUGAUUUAGUUAGAUUCAGUAAAUUACCCUUCCUCAGAUCGCUGCCGUUGUGCCAGCUCUCUGCCCUUCCCCCUCUCCCGGAGCGCACGCAGCCCGGGGCCGGACGGCUGGCGACAAACCAUUCGUACCCUUUUUCCCUCUUCUUCCCGGGGCUGUGCCCCCCCGUCACGGGCUUCUAUCUAAGAAUAACCCAUGACACCAAAAAACACCGGCAGUUCUAAGGUGGUUCGUUUGAGUUAGUGCAUCUAUCCAAAUCUCAAGGGGAAAAAAAAAAAGAACAAAAAAAAAAAGGAAAAAAAUGCUUUUAUAAUCAGAAAUUGAAUUGUUCCCUAGUGAUGCAGACAAGAGUUGAUUUUUUUGCAUAUAACUUUACUUCCGGAAACAGGGAAUGUAUUGUCUCCCCUCCUGUGAUUCUUCAAUCCUAUCAAAUGUUCAGUGAAGACCUUUAGAAAUGUGUCCGUUACAUUUCUCCAUUUCUAGUUUCCAAAAACUACAGGAACCUUAGCUGCUCAGAUGCCAUGUUAGGAAAAGGCAGGCGAGAAGGGAUGAAUCAGGUCUUUGUCUAAUGACUUUUCUCUCCAUGAAAAUAAAGCUUUGACUGAAAUUUAAGAAUUUAAUCUCACCUAUCAUCUUCAGUCUAAGGUGGCUGAUAGGCCACCAUUUCACCACGGAGGGUGCUGAGAAACAAGUUCAGGAUUGCCUACAAAUGGAAUAGAAUGAUUUGAUAAACAGCAUAAAAAUUGUUGCAAAAAAAAGUCAAAAGUCAUGCUCUGUCUAGGAAAAAAGGAAGGAACCAAAUCUCUGAAUCCAGUGGGUAAAUAUACAGCUACUUGGUAUUAUUUGCAGAGAAGUAAGAAUUUUAGCGCUUUUGAAUUUGUCUGAUUCAUUUCUCCUUAGUGUUGGAAUGAUCAGUUUUUGGGUUACCCAGUAGAUGAGAUGUACUCUUAAAAUGAAAUUCUACAGUUUCUUAGAAGCUGAGAGAAAUCAUUCUAAACAGAAUUUAUGAAAAACUCGGAGCAUACAGUAUAUCAUUCUGAUUACAGAGGGAGAGGACAAAGUGAGCCUACAUAAAAAAGAAAAAAAUGAGAAGGUUUGUGAGCUGUUACUUCAUCGGUGCAUCCAAGAGCAGCUUCCUGUUACUCUACCUGAUGAAGCAGUAUCUUUUCUCAGAACCAGACCCAGGUUUCAUCCCAGUUCUCCCCCAGUGUGAUGCUGACAUCAUGCAACAAGGAGAAGUAGCAUUUCACCCCCAGCACAAGGGAAAUGUGAGGCAAAAGGGCAAAUCAUUUAAAAAGAAUGAGUUAGAAAAGACACACCAGCUUGAUUUGUUGUUGCAAGGAUAUUGCCAUGAUCAAAGUACCUACUGAGAGGUACUGAGAGAGGAGGAAGGAUGGAAGGAUUUGGGUGUGAGUUUUCAGGAUUCUGAGCAGUUCUGUGCUCACUGCAUAAUCACCUCAGGCCUCGCAGGGCAUUCCAGUAGCUCUUCUAUUGUUCUUUAUUUUAUUGCAUUAGCGAGGGACUCAGCAUUACUUACGUGAACAUAUAUGAUCCUUAAAACCUGGCAGAAGAGCAGGUUGCUCUGAAAGUAACUUAUUAGAAUACCAGCAUCAUGUACACAAAAAUAUUUCUGGACACAUAGAGGAAAACAUGAUGCACAGAAAGAUACAGCAAAAUAAUGUUCACACGUGUGGUCUACAUUCUUAAAAAUGUAUUUUUUUCUAUUUGCUCGUGUUAAUGAAAUUUCUAUGCUCUAAAAAAAAUCCCUAUAGCAUAUCUCAAAGUUAAAAAGGCUGAACUCUUCUAGAUCUGAUUGAGUUUCUACAGAAUCCCAGCAAGCUGUGAGAAACAUUUAGCACUGCAUGCAAAUAAAUGCCUGUCUUUUUAAUCAAAAGUGACCCUGUCACUGAUGGCUAUGUUUCAGCUCUUCAACUAAAGGUUUUCAGAAUUAAGUUUUGAGAUCUGCUCAUUAAAGAAAAGAUCCGGCUACGGGUGGUCCUUGUACUUGAGGAAAUCAGCAUAAGGGAAUUUGUUUAGAAAAAAAAAGUAACAAAAAAAUCAUAGAACCAUAAAAUCCUUAGAGAGAGAUGAUUUUGUGCUUCUAAUGCAUUUGGAGUUUUCUUGAUCAGCAGCUUCAUCAGAUCCAUUUGUCCUGCCUCACCUAGAACAGAAACACAUGGCGCUGGCGUGGGUCUGCAGAGUUCCCCUGCUGGUUGUUUUAUCUCUGCUCUGUUUUUUGUUGCAGCCCUCAUGCCUUUGGCCAGUGACAUGGAGAGCUCAGUCUGAUGCUUGGCAGCUGAGACCACAUUGAUUCUCAGGACAACCUGGAAGACACCAACAGCAUGAUGGAGCCUGCAGUUCUGUGCUGUCCCGCCGAGCUGCAGCACUCCUGUGACAGCUCUGUCCAUCGGAGGAGCACAGCAAACCCAGUGCCCUGCUGCCCUUCUCCCUGGGACAUUCCUGCCCGUGCUGAGCAGGCAGCGCCAUUCCUGGCCUCUGCUGCUGGCUGCAGGACAGUGCAUCCCUCUGCACUCCUGAGCACAUGGAGGGCACUCUAGGUGAACAGCCUCUGCUGGAGAUGGCAAACAGCAUUGGCAAGGCCACAAGGCUCCUACAGAACCAAGGUCUUUGUCCACUUGGCUAUGGUAGUAGUGUCUACUACCGAGGCUCGUGAGGGGACAUGCUGUCAUGACACUGGGGCCUUGCAACCCCAUAGGGUGACCAGGAGGUGUCAUAUCAUUCUCCUUCACAGAACAUUACAGACCAUACUUCCCACUGACUGUGGAGGAGCUCUGGACCUUAUGUGAGGACCUCCCUUCCCAAGAUCUGGAGCUAUGGCUAAGCCAUUCUGUCUCAUCACAUCAGCCGAGGGCUCUUCUCAACAUUAAAGUCAUUGCAUGGGGCCUUUGCCUACUUGUAAUCAUGAUCUCUAAUUACCUGCUCAAAAAAGACCUUCAGGAGCUUUUGUCAGUAAUGGCCCCCACGGGAGCCAGUUGAUACUCAAAGACACUUCAGCAUUUCCUUCGUUGUGUGGUUACAUCAGCCUCCUCUCAGUAUCUGAAGUUAACAGACUCCGCAAACAUGCAGUGGGGCUCAUUACAGUGCAGAAAGACCUAACAAGCAUUUCCUUCAAGUUAUCCAGACUUGUCCAGUUAAUUAUUAUGGUUUCAAGGUUGUAGAUGAAGAGAAAACUUCCUAGGAUAAUUAAAAAAAAAGAGUUAAUCACGUUUAAGGUUUUUUUUAAUUACUUUUUUUGUUAAUCUAAGAAGUGAUUGAAGCUUUCUUCAUUUUAUAGUUUUCCCAGGCUGUCUCCUAAGGAGGUCUGGACAAGUAACUGCAUGGACAACCUUGCUCUCCACUUCCCUUCUCCACCACCUCAUUCAUGAGUCACCUCAGACUUGCAUCAUUUUUCCUUACAGCAGGUAUCUACGCUGAAUUCUACAGAUUCUUCCAGUUCCUUUGUGGAAAUGUACACUUUCUUUGUCUUGCAUAUCUCCCUAUGGACUCAGAAUUGUGUGCACAUAGGCUCUGGGCACUGGUCUGUGCCAGCUACAUUCAAUCAAACUUUACUACAAGACUGAGUUUCACAGGAAGAUCAAUUUAGAAAGCAAAUAUUUUCAGUGGAUCAGAAAGUUCACCUGAGGUGAAAUUGAUAAAAAAAAUUAAGAAUUAUAGCAACUGUCUUUUCACAACCUGGUGUGCUCAGUGGGAUGCUUCUUCCUCUUGUUCUCAGAAAACACUUGUCGGAAGCAAUCUGCCGUCCUCUUCCCACUAACAAAUUACUCAAUGGAGUAUAUAUGUGGGAGAACUCCGUUCAUACUCCAUGUCUUCUAGUUUAGACAAGAAGCUUCUCACUGAGAUGUCCUUUCUCAUUGACUUUUUCUGAAGGUUUUUUAUUUCCCGUUGAGAUGUAUUUAUUAUAGCAAGGAGCCCAGGCCUCCCUAUUCCCAAGUGCCUCUACACUCAGUAUCUGAUGAAGUCCAACAAAUACCAGGCAUUCUGGAGAAGAACUAUUUCAAAAAGAGAGGUGAAUAAACCUUUGCUAUUUUAUACCCAGGUAAAAUGCCAUUCAGGAAACUAUUUCUAACCAUCCUUUGGGCAUUUGCCAGUAGAAGCAAAGCAUGUCACUAGUGAUUUUGAAACAUGAGAACAACACAGCUCUCUUCACACACCUUUGCAAGGGGCAUUAAAAAUGACAGCUGGCCUGCAUGCAACUGAGUAAAACAGUCCAGUUUGACAAUGUCUAAGUGAGCAUUGGAAAGACUAACUGAAAAUCCAGACAAGACAACCAACCCGGCUGCUUACAAGUUCUCAUGUCACCUUCCCUUCAGUACCACGUGUGCUGUGCUGAGCCAGCAGUGCAGUAGGUCCUGGUGACACCUUUCCUGAGCAGUGUCUCUUUCUGCCAUCUGGACUUGUGCAUUUCAUGGCCCUGCAAGGAGGCCAGGUCCUUUUGGGACUCUGGAGGACUUCAGCCGGAGUUCCUUGCACAACUCGCUGUAUUGGAUGGUGGCUCUAAAAGCAGCUCAGCUGAGUGUGCUGUGCUCUUACAGAGUAAUUCACACCUUGCAUAGCUUGAUUCGUGAAUCAUAAGGCUGUCACUUUAGAACAGAAUUAUGGUUGCAAUCAAGGCUUUCCAGUACUUACAGCAAGUAUCAAAGUGAAGUUGUUGCAGAGUCUGCCCUGCUCCUAUUUUCCUCAGCAUGGAGGCUUAUGUUAAAUUCUACAAUGUGGUGGAUUACCUUCUGUAUGUGCUUUUUUUUCUUUUGGAACAAGGAAGCCAUUGUUUUCUCGAUUGAUACUGAGAUGUAAAUAUUUUUAAAUGCAUUGUUCUAAGGGCAAGAAAACAUUUUAUUGAUAACACUUCA
Molecule: messenger RNA, 7142 nt
Organism: Lagopus muta (rock ptarmigan)
Lineage: Eukaryota; Metazoa; Chordata; Aves; Galliformes; Phasianidae
Exons: 2
Coding region: 1-1326 (441 amino acids)
Biological process (GO): DNA integration
Molecular function (GO): nucleic acid binding
Source: RefSeq, a predicted model, not a curated record